UCAGAAACAUUCCAUUAUCUCACACCAAUACGAACCCAAGGAAGGAGACGAGUGAUCAGUGAAAGAUGAUGAACGUUUUGGCUCUGUUUCUUGUUCUGUCUUCUCUUACAACGGCAAGCAUAUGGUCGACACCGCCUGAGACAUUGGAGACAGAGAAAAAGAAAGCAAGAGAAGAAGAUGUGAUAAUGAGAGAAGGGCGUCGAUUAAUCGUGGUUGAGUACGAGAAAGAAACCCCUCUUCACCCCAAAGUUUCAAUCUCACCCCCCGAACAACCAGAUCUCACCCAUAAGCUCCCAGGUCAGAGCGUCGGAGACAAAUUAUCCGACGUGGCAAUGGCUACCAAGGAGAAAGCCAUGGAAGCCACCGCCGCCGCCUCAGAUCAGAGCGUCGGAGACAAGUUGUCGGAUGUCGGAAAAGCUGCCAAGGAGAAAGCAAAAGAAGCCGCUUCUGUCCUCCCAAAUCUCGGCCAAGGCCUUUCCACUUCAACCCAAUCGCAGCCACCAGAACCACCACCAUUAGAUUCCCCUAGAGCAGCUCCUCCCAGGGAGUUUAUCUGCGACGCUUUGGGUAAAUGUAAGAACAAACUCGCCGGAGUGUUAGGCAAAGCCAAAGAUAAAGCUCAAGGAGGAGCCGAACAAGCUAAAGAUAAAGCCAAAGAUGUCAUCGACACAACCAAGACUACUGGAGAAAACUUGGCAGGGAAAGCAGAAGAAAUAGCCGAAGAUGUUGCCGAUAGAGUGAAAACGAAAGCGCAUCAUUUAAAGGAAGAAGGAAAGGACAACCUGACAGAUAUUCUCCGGCGAGGCCGUGAGGUGGUUCUUGAUGCUAUUAGGUAUAUGAUGUCGAGAGAAAGGUGGGCGGCGCUGAUGGGUGUGGGUCAGUUGCUUGGCUUCGCAACCGCCUAUGGGACGUGUGUGUGGGUGACGUUUGUGUCAAGUUAUGUCUUGGCUGGGGUUCUGCAAAGGCAACAGUUUGGGAUUGUGCAGAGUAAGAUCUACCCUGUUUAUUUCAAAACAAUGGCUUACAGUAUUGGGCUAUCUCUGGUUGGGCUGUGGUUCAACCCGAGAAGUCGCCGGUCUAAGUCGGUCCAGAGCUAUAAUCUAUUGGCAUCGCUUGUAAUGAUCCUUGCCAAUUUGUUCUACUUGGAGCCUCAAGCCACUAAGGUGAUGUUUGAGAAAAUGAAGAUAGAGAAGGAAGAAGGGAGAGGAAUAGACGACGCAGACAUUAGUGGUGCGAGGACGUUGAGGGAGGAAGAGAAUUCAAAGAAGGUGAAGUCUAGGCUAAGGUGGAUGAACCAGAGGCUGAAGAAGCUCAAUACUCAGUCGUCUUUUCUCAAUGUCUUGACUCUGAUGGCUCUUACGUGGCAUCUAGUUGAAUUGGGUCAGCGUUUGCACCUUUCGUGCUGAUGUGGACAGUGUUUGAACUUCUAUUUCUUUUAUGUAUACGGAUGGUACUGACUGUAUGUAUUGUUUAUUUGGACUUUGCUGCUAAUGUUAACAAUCUCU
Messenger RNA from Telopea speciosissima, 1505 nucleotides. RefSeq lists its product as uncharacterized. Lineage: Eukaryota; Viridiplantae; Streptophyta; Magnoliopsida; Proteales; Proteaceae. The transcript is spliced from 4 exons. Bases 66 to 1406 code for a protein of 446 amino acids. The record is from RefSeq and is a predicted model, not a curated record.